This is a messenger RNA of Microtus ochrogaster (prairie vole), 3827 nucleotides long. RefSeq lists its product as uncharacterized. Gene Ontology annotation, molecular function: DNA-binding transcription factor activity, RNA polymerase II-specific. The record is from RefSeq and is a predicted model, not a curated record. Gene Ontology annotation, biological process: regulation of transcription by RNA polymerase II. NCBI's taxonomy places the organism in Eukaryota, Metazoa, Chordata, Mammalia, Rodentia, Cricetidae. Gene Ontology annotation, cellular component: nucleus.
CCUGUGCCUGUUCCUGGGGGUGGGGUUGCUAUACACAUUUCUCCAGGGUCUCUCGGACCCCUGGAAUUGGCAAGACUGUGAGAGGGAGUCAUGCCGGGUGGGGUGAGCUCUUGUGAUUAAUGCAGCGGUUUGACUGCAGGAGGCUUUUCAGCCUUAUGGGGGCGGGGAAGAAGGGGCGCAUCGCUGCGGGAGACUUAACUGUGUUUUCCUUGGGCUGCUCAGACAGAGGGAAAAGCUGCUGAAGACUGCAGAAGUGGAGCAGGUUGGGCUGUGAGUGUGGCACCUGAUGGAGGAACUUGGGGGAGGGAGGCAGAACCAUGGCCCUGGACCUUCUGGGCCUGGUCAGAGGUCUAGUAGGGGAAGUAGGGAGGUUGCUCAGUGACCAGGCUCAGCUUGGCCAAGGGGACUUUGCAAAUGCCAGCACAGCUGUCUGGGGAGGGAUUGUGGGUGGAAGCAUGGCAAUGGGUCCUUGCUCCAGGGUACCAGUUCCACCCUGGCCUGAAGGUGGGGGGAAGAGAGGUUGUCUCUGAGACCACCCUGCAGGUAAAUUGACUCAGACUGGAAGAGUGGAGAAGACCUGCAGGGAGAUUUGAGGGGAACCCUGAACAAGCUUCUCUGAUGCAGGGGUGAGUGAAGUGGGUCCCAAUGCCCUACAAGGCAUGGGAGUGGUGGCAAGACACUGUGCCCUAUAGGAGCAGAGACCCUUUGAGAAUGGAUGGAUUUGUGGAGGCUGAGGUAGGGACUGGUGAUUGUAUCUGGAAGCGCCCAUGACAGAGCUGGUGUCCUCCAGGGGAGGGUCUCCUACGGGGGACGGGGAGGAGAGUUUAGGAGACGAUCAAGGUCUGGUUAUUCACCACCCGGCGGAGGAACAGUCCCACCGCUGCCCACUGUGCGGCCAGACCUUCUCCCAGCAGCCCAGCCUGGUGCGGCACCAGAAGGCACACGUGGGGGCCGGUCGCACCGCCGCCUUUGUGUGUCCCGAGUGCGGCAAGGCCUUCAGCGUCAAACACAACCUGGAGGUGCACCAACGCACACACACCGGAGAGAGGCCCUUCCCUUGCCCCGAGUGCGGCCGCUGCUUCAGCCUCAAGCAGAACCUGCUCACGCACCAGCGCAUCCACAGCGGCGAAAAGCCGCACCAGUGUGCCCAGUGUGGUCGCUGCUUCCGUGAGCCACGCUUUCUGCUCAACCACCAGCGCACCCACGCGCGUAUGCCGACGCCGCACCCGCGCCGUCCAGGUGUCUUCGGGGAGCGGCGGCCCUACUUCUGCCCUCGCUGCGGCAAGAGCUUCGCGCGUGAGGGCUCGCUCAAGGCCCACCAGCGCAGCCAUGGCCAUGGGCCUGAGAGCCAGGCGGCCCAUUUAGGCCGCGUGCUAUGACCUAUGGAAGGCCUGCCACCAUCAACUGCCUCCAAUUCAGGAGUCACAACCAAGGGUGCUGGGUUGCCCCCUCUCUGGAUGGGCUUAUGGGAGAGAGGCAGGGCCAGCCUGCUUGGGGUGUUGAAAGGGCUUGAGCCAUCUGCUUUCCUUCCUCUCCCUGGACCCUUUGGCUGGCUGCAUGAAUCUGCUUUGGCACCUGGUUUGCCUCCUCAGGCUCCUAGAGCAGCACGUCAGACUUGAAAACGACUCGGAGAGGACCACUUUCCACAGUCUCCCGGCCAAAGCUCAGUCCCCAAAGCCUCAGUCUCCUGUAACCACUGGCCUUGAGAAGCCAUUUCACUCCAUGUCUCAAUUGCUUACCUACACAAUGGUCAGGACCUCAUGGCCCAGGACAUGCAGGGCAUAUCUGUGCAUGGAGACCAAAAACGAAGUCCCAUGGGGUCCUGGGGUCCUUGCAUCCUGGCAUGAGAAUGUGUCUCCUCAGAAGACUUACCUCUGGAGGUGCCCUGUGUUGGUAAAGCUGGCAAGUAGAGACUGGGUCCAGGCCUAGGUGGAAAACUUACAGCUGGGCAAGCCUCCUUUUGGCUUCCUGACCCUAGACUUCAACUCAGGUGUGGAGACAGCGCCUGUGUGGAGAGCUGGCUUUCUCUCUUCCAGCCCGGCCCACCACUUGGUUGAAGGGCAGAGAUAAGAAGCGACCGGUCUGAGUUAUCACAGCAAGUUGAUGGCAGGCUUGGCUUGAGAGACAAAACUUCCCUCAAGAUGUGAGCCGCACCCAAAGGCUCCUGUGCCCUUUCUGAACUAGAAUGGUUAAGACUUCGGGGACAUGUGACCCUUUAAAUUCUGAUGGAGGCUGUGGCCCUUCUAGGAGAAUUCACAUACUCAUGUAGGUCUCACAAUGCCAGGGAGUCUCAGGAGCCUCGCGACUCCAGACUGAAGACCUCAACCCUGGGCAUUCAUCUGCCAUCCUUUCCUUACUCCAGACAGGUGUGUCUCUCCUCCUGGUCUCUUCUUGUUUGGGAAUAAAGACUUCUGAGGCUGAGCCCCUUUUAGUCUGUCCAUCCCGUCCCCCCAAUCUAGCAAUACAUCUGGUUUCUAGAACCCGAUCUCCCUCCCCCAGCAUUGCCCAAGGCUCCUGGGCUUGUCUGCCUUCUCCCCUUCUGUGACUGACACACUGUGGGAUUUUACAAUGGAGCCUUGUAAGGCUAGAAGGCCUGGCUUGGCCUUGGCUCUGAUUUCACUGUGGAGUCUCAAGGGGAGGCUGGACUGCUGAAGGGUUGGUGAAUCAUUUGCUCUGUGUCUGCCCCAAGGAGUAGGGAUCCUGUUUCCUUUAGCCACAUGCAAUCGAUCAGGCCUCUUGGCUGGCCAGGUGUCUGGGAAUGCGAGGGGAGAAAGCACCAGAAGCCCUGGGUAUAGGCAGAGGGAGAAACUUGUGGAGGAGUUGUGUGUGUCCCAUAAGUAAGCAGGGGUACAGGUAGGGGGUGUGGGUCUUGGGUCACUGUUGGUCAAGGACUCCUGUCUUCGCAUGUGAGCAAGUCAACUGGGUCAGGGCACAGAUGUUUCUCUUCCCCAGAAUGAACCACUCAUUAGGAAAGGAGGGGCUCCCUUUCCUGUACUAGGACUUGCUAGAAACCUGUGGAUUUCUAACCUGGGGUCUUACUGCCUGCAUCUCCCAUGCACAUUCUUAAUGAACCCCUAUGCCUUAUUCUGGGGUCACUGAGUGCAGGGGAGGCAGUCUCCACACCCCAGGAGCUUCCACGCACCUCUUUUCCUUGGCUAAUCUAGAGGAGAUCUCACCAUGCCCCUCAGCUUGUCUCUUCCCUGCUGUAACUCUGUCAUGCCUUCCCCUGUUUUGUUUUGAAACCUUCAUCUCCCCCUCCCCGCCAGAUUCCCCCCCUCCUUAUUCGCCAGGGCUGAGCCUCCCAGCCCUCCUGGCCUUUGCUCUCUCUGUACCACACUUGUGUUAACACGCGGCGUCUCCCUUGUGUACUGUGAUGUGUAGUCUUGUGCUCACUGUUUCUGUGUCGUAUGUAUGUGUGCUGUUUGUACACAUGUGCACCUCGAACCCCCAACUAAACUGUGAGCUCCCUGAGGGCAAGGGGCUGUCAUUUCUUCUUCAGAUCCAGGUGGGUCUAGCACAGGGCUGGGCUCCUAACUCAGGAAAACACUUGUCAAUGGGCUGAUGAAAUUAAUGUUGGAGGCUGGGGUGGUAGUGGGAGGGGAGAAAGGGUGGAGCACACAUGUAGCUAGCAGUGCAUUGGGUUGAGUGGUGGGCUGGCUCCUUGGAUCAAUAACAGAUGCUCGAGAGCCUCAGGGUAGAAGCAGAAGGGACACCCUGCCCCUCAACACGCACCAUGCAUACACAGGAGUGCACUUGAAUGGAUGUUCACAUUGGAUGUUCCUGAGGUUCCUGACAUCUGUUGGAGCUGACUCAAAUAAAAGUUCUCU